AUGUACAAGACCAGGUUCAAGCAAUGGGGUUUUGUCAAGAACAACAAUCGAGAAGAUGUUGCCAAGAUGAUCUUGGUCAGGCAAAAGCGCGCGGCCGUCGGAAAGCAGACAACUUUUGAGCGCAACGGCAAAGUUGUUCAGAUCGAUCGUUACUUGAAGAAGCAUGGCAUCGUCCUACCCAAUGGAAACAUGCCAGUUUCCAAGAAUGAACUUCCUGGGACUGUGAGAUGUCGCACGCCGCCACCGGAAACCUUCUCCACUACGCCAGGAUCUCUCUCACUCAAGGAACUAUUGAUGCGAUCCCUGAAGGAUCUUACACCGUCCUUCGCUAGGCUCUCCGACUCUUCAUCCAUCAAGUAUAAAUCAACCACAUCUCUCUGGGAUGCCCCGAGGUACUUGAAACUUGCCUGUGAUCUAUUCUCCGAGAAACGACACAAGCAAGCUGGCUCCAUCUGCGACUCAGCCUUCAGCUCAGUCCACGCGCUUGUGCAUCCGCCGAGGCUUGACACCUUGUUCAACUUCCUAGUGAGUCAGCUGUGGUGGGCCAACAAAGACGUCACUCUCGAGCUUUGGCGAUACCUGUCAGCCUAUAUGGCGAGCGUUCUAGGCGCCACGGGCAGCGCCGUCUACCAUCUCCUGCGUGCUCUCGUGGCCCACAUCGAGACACAGGGCCAUGACGCCUACCUCGACUUUAUGACCGAAUGCAUUGACGACAUCCUCCGACUCGAUGACGGCAGCAUGAAGAAAUCGGAGUCGUGGUGGAAAGUUGAGAACCAGCUGGUCAGAUGGUGUCAGCUCAUUGUCAUGGACUGCUAUUUCCUCAACGGCUAUAACCCGCGCGCGGAUCGUAUACAGGCACGAUGUGCAUCGGCACUGCCACGAAGUCGCAUUUUCCCUAAUGAUCGCGACCUCAACGAACAUAUGUGGCGCAAUGCUUUUGCAGUCUAUGCUUCUUCGUCAUCAACUGCCCUGCCUAUAACCCAGAGCUCACGCCAUGAACGGUUCCUCCGCCUCGCCUUCACAAGCUACGCCCGAGUGCUUGGUCGAGCAAGCGGUUCGCCAGUGAUGCAUCCGAGCCUGACACGCAUUGAAGGCGUUGUCGGCAGCCUUUCGCGUCGAUGUCUCGAGCCCGUGGCCCUCACCAAAUGCCGUCGCUCCCUCGACCUUGAAAGCCGCGUUCUGACUUUCCUCACAAGGGACUUGUCGGCAGGCGUAGGCCAACCGGUAGACUAUGGGUCAUACCCGGUCUGA
Messenger RNA from Pestalotiopsis fici W106-1, 1251 nucleotides. RefSeq lists its product as uncharacterized. The coding region runs from base 1 to 1251 and encodes 416 amino acids. Lineage: Eukaryota; Fungi; Ascomycota; Sordariomycetes; Amphisphaeriales; Sporocadaceae. The record is from RefSeq and is a predicted model, not a curated record. The transcript is spliced from 2 exons.